This is a messenger RNA of Diaporthe amygdali, 966 nucleotides long. RefSeq lists its product as uncharacterized. The coding region runs from base 1 to 966 and encodes 321 amino acids. Lineage: Eukaryota; Fungi; Ascomycota; Sordariomycetes; Diaporthales; Diaporthaceae. Gene Ontology annotation, molecular function: oxidoreductase activity. The record is from RefSeq and is a predicted model, not a curated record. The transcript has a single exon.
AUGAAGGCCAUCCAAGUCCUUGGGGACGUAUCAUCCCCGCGAGUUACUACUAGUGACUCCAUGGUAAAGCCCGCCCCUCGUCGCAACGAGUUCCUCGUCAAAGUGUACGCUGCAGGAAUCACUGGAGACGAGGUGCUCUGGCCCGAGCUCUAUAACACCGCGACUCGGAUCCCAGGACAUGAAAUAUCGGGGGUCAUCUCCGCCACAGGUCCCGACUAUCAUGGGCCAUUGGAAGUCGGCCAGGAAGUCUUUGCACUCAUCUCAGCCAACCGCGGCGAGGGCCAGGCUGAAUACGCCAUCUGUCUUGUUGAUGAGGUCGCCCUGAAGCCGGCAUCAUUGUCUCAUGAGGAAGCUGCAGCACUGCCGAUCCCGUUUCUAACCGCUUGGGAGGCGAUCGUGGACCACGGGAAGGCGGAACCCGACAAGAGAGUCCUAAUCACGGGAGCCUCUGGAGCAGUUGGGUCCUUGGCUGUACAGCUCGCCACCAAAAUGACCGGUUGCCAUGUCAUUGCUCUGGCCUCGCCACGCAAUCACGAGUAUUUGCGGAAGCUGGGGGCUCGUGAAGUUCUUGAUUACAACAGUUCGAGCUGGGAGCACCAGGUCAAGGAUGUAGACCUGGUGUUUGAUACGGUGGGUGGAGAUGUUCUGACCAGGUCUUGGGAAGCUAUCAAGGAAGACGGGGCUAUCAUCACGGUCGGGGAUCCGCCACCACCCUGGGCAUUCGGGGGAAGUGAACCUGCUGAGUCUGCCAGCCUCCCUGGCGUGCGGUACAAGCACUUCAUCGUGUCGCCAAAUUCUGAGAGAUUGGGCAGCCUGGCUGGAAUGCUUGAUGAUGGUUUGAUCGAGGCUCUGGCAGUAAAGACAUUCCCAGUCGAUGAGGCGGAACAGGCAUGGGCACAUGCGCGGCUGAGAAAUCGGGGACCGAAGGUGGUAGUCAAUUUUGUGGAAGCCAUCCAGGAAGACUAA